CGUACGGCGUACACCGAUAGAUAGUUCCAAGAUCCUGUUAUCAUAUUAUAGUGGACCCCAGACAUAGGUAUAGGUACGCUGUUCGUAUACGAUUUUUUGACCUGUACGUUGAACUUGAUUACCAGUUCACCAUCGAGACGGUUAACGAACUGAAGUGUGUCAUUUUUAGUUGUGAUAGUUUUCGAGAAGAAAAAAAAUAAUAAUAAAGAUCUUUUUUUUAAUUACUGUUACGUUUUUCGUCGUUUACUGCUGUACCUGGAAGAAUCGCCAACAUGAAUCGUAUCGGCGUUAUUUGUUCGAUAGCAUUCUGCGUGCUUUUUAAUUUACAAAUCAGUUCAAGCUCGACUAUCGUUUCACGUUCAGACUCCGGAGAGUUGGAUUUUUUACAAAAAUCAGGAGUCGAUAUCACGAAAAUAAUUCUAAAGAAACUAGAAAACAAUGAAACUAAUUACAUUUUCUCGCCAUUCGGGUACACGGUGAUCCUGGGUCUGUUGUCCGAGGGUGCUGAAAACACCACGAAACAAGAACUGACUAAAAUUCUACACUACCCAGAUGACGUGAAUUUAGUUAGGCAGACGUACAAACAAACCUUAGAACGAUUCCAGGACAAAGCAUCGUCAAAUCCAGAAUUCAAAAAUUACUUCUACGUGUACAGAAAUUUCAGCGUGCAAGACUCGUAUAAAAAAAUCCUACUGGAAAAUUACUUCACCGAAGUCAAGUCGGUUGAGAGACCUUCGUACGAUGAAGACGAAAUAUCGACCGAUGAACCAACUACAAAUGCCUUCGAACCGGAACCGAGCAGCACGACGAGCUCUCCUCAGCCUGAAAAGAAGACCAGACGGGAACGAAUCAAAAGGCUCGUUAAACGUUUCUUGGGCAUCGAUUUGGAAAACAGUUCCAAGAGCGAAGUAUCUGGAUUAUCGGCCAAUCGUCUUUAUACCGGAAAUGUAACUCAACAUUUAUCCAGGAUGAUUGUCUUCAACGGGUUAUACUUCAAAGGUGUAUGGAAAACUCCAUUCCAGUACAAACAAGGAAACGAUUCGUUCUACCUACAGAAUGGUGAAAAAAUCGCCACCAAGAUGAUGUUCACUGUAGGCAAAUUCAAUGUCGGUCAAUUGCCCGAAUUAAACAGCAGCGUUUUCUUCAUACCGUAUAAGGGAGAACGUUACUCCUUCGUAUUGAUCGUACCAAAUGAAAAAGACGGAUUACCAAAAGUACUUCAGAAUUUCGACAAUGUGAAUCUAUCCGAGAUCUCGUCUAAGCUAGAACAAAGACACGUACAAAUCUCGAUGCCGUCGUUCGAAUUCAAAACCAUAAGCUAUUUGAAGAAGUCCCUGAACGAGCUCGGAGCUUACAAAAUUUUCACGUCCGACGCCAAUUUCAACUCAAUUAGCAAAGAUUCUGGCUUAUUUGUUGACGACAUCGUGCAACUGGUCACUAUAAAUAUCGACAAUGACGCAGCAACGCCGAACUUCUUAACCGCGUCAUCCGUUCAAACGCGAACUGUCACUGAGAAAUUCACCAUCGAUCGUCCGUUCUUGUUUUUCGUGCAGGACCACAAAGAUAAUAUUACCAUCGCUUCUGGAAUACUCGGCGAUCCGACAACUGAUCGGGAAUAAAUUAUGCACGAGUCGAAUAGUGUUGUGUAAAUAUUAAGAAAUUAUCACAUAGUAAAUUAUUUUCAGCGUAAUCCAAAUAAAGGUACGCUUCGCUUUU
This is a messenger RNA of Planococcus citri (citrus mealybug), 1716 nucleotides long. Its product is annotated as serpin B4-like. The transcript has 8 exons. The record is from RefSeq and is a predicted model, not a curated record. The coding region runs from base 273 to 1619 and encodes 448 amino acids. Lineage: Eukaryota; Metazoa; Arthropoda; Insecta; Hemiptera; Pseudococcidae. Gene Ontology annotation, molecular function: serine-type endopeptidase inhibitor activity.